Messenger RNA from Symbiodinium sp. CCMP2592, 1554 nucleotides. Lineage: Eukaryota; Dinophyceae; Suessiales; Symbiodiniaceae. The record is from the annotation of a GenBank genome assembly.
AUGUUGAGCUGGGGCUUCAGUACGGCUACAGAUGAGAUAAGAUUUGUUGCCGGCUUCAUGAUAGCUGGAGAAAUUCCGUCAUUGAUUGAGGAUGCCGAGGGCGCUUGCGGCACCGACAUAACCUUCCAGUCACUUGCAUCCAGUGGAAAGGAGCUGUUUGUUUUUCAAAUACUGACUCUGGACGCACACCAGUGCCAUCAGGUGCCUAUCUGCGCUUGUCUUGUCCAGGAGAGUGACCUGGAUGAUGGACAGGAACACGGUAUGGAUGCUGACCAUGCUCUGCAGACACUGGAGGCGGCUUUCGCAAUGGCCGCAACGACGCUUUCCUACAACAACACAACAGUCAGGUCGAUCUUCUCGCUUGCGAAUGUCUCUCCCUUCCAAUACGACCUCACUGUAGUGUUACCCCAAAGUGCAGCUGCAGGAAGUCUUUAUUCCGCACUAAGGCCACAGAAUGCCGCCGUUGCUGAUACCUCGGAAGGGUCCCCAGAGGCGGAUGAGCUGGAUGCAGAGGACUCACGGUUGGAGGUUGAUGGAGACGUAUCGGACGUGCAAUCGACGUCCGAACAUGAUGAUUUGGGAGAUGACACGGACGUGCACACGGUCGCCAUGGGCUGGGACGUUUCGCAAGCCGCUUCCCCAGUUCCUGCUCUGACUUCUUUGGCGAGCUGGUUCGGAUCGUUCUUGAGCGACGGCGGCAGCGCAGAGGUAGAGGGACCGGAAGACCCGGUCCUGAUCAGCCUGCCGCUGCCAGCUCUGUAUGACUUACUGGAGGUACAGGAGUUGGUGAUGUUGAUGCAGACGUCAUUUCGGACCAAGGCCAACAGAAUAUCUGAGGCUGUGGUCCAACAUCUCACCCAGACUGCCUUUGAGAAGCUUGCUCUGGUGGCCGGCCAUGACCCUGCCACCAUCGUUGACAAGUGCGCCUCGAAGAAGAUGAGAGAGAUCCUGUGCCCGUCUCCGUUCCAGUCUCCGGACAUUACUUCACAAGACGGUGUGGGCGCAGAGACCAAGAAGAUCUUGGACAGUCAGGCCUGGUGCCAUCGCCAAAUGGCCUACGAAAGCGGAACCAGCUUUCUUGACCAGACGCGUGUCCGCCAUCUCCUGGCUCGAUUGCAGGGACAGUGCCACGACGAGAAUGCUCAGGUAUGCGAAGCUGCGUACCAGGCUGUUUGGUUGUGCUUCCGCUGCUCCUCGUGCAGUGUGAAACGAAUGCUCAUUGCCGGGGUGGUCGCUGACAUUAGGGAGCGUCGAAAGGUCGGGCUCAGACGGAUCCUCUACAUGGUCUCCAUGUUGGAGACCGAACAGCUGGUGGAAGUCUACGUGCUGAUGAAAUACUGGCUGCAUGAUGAGAUGCUGCCGGAUCUCUUGCCAGCGAUGCAGGCUGUCCUUGCGACCCCCAGGGCAUCCAGCCUCUUGCUGUCCGCUGUUGCAGACGUGGCAAAACUACGGGCUUUGCCACAGUAUCAGUCGGCUGGCCGUGAACUUUUGCAUGACUUGUGGCUGCACGUGUGCGGCCUUUGCUUUGCCUCGCAACGUGAUUCGCAAACAUGA